CUCUUGCUGGCAAACGUACUGGACCCACGACAUUUCGCGAAUUAAGUGACUUUGCACGUGAAUUAGUGAAAGUAUUAUUUUAUCGUUAGAAAACUCAUAUUAUGGCUACUACCAACGGUGAACAUUGCGCCACCGUAAAGGCGAAGAAACCGAGACCCUUACUCGCCAGAACUUGGUCGGAAAAUUACGACAUUAAAGAUGUUGAGAUACCUGGGUCGCCAAAAACUCCAAGAACGUCCACCACACCAGGUCACGAAAACUGUACAUUCCACCAUGACUUGGAACUAGACCAUCGACCACCAACCAGAGAAGCGAUGCUUCCCGAAAUGUCAAGAUCAUACAAACUGCUGCUAGCAUCUCUAGGCGAAAACCCAGAGCGACAAGGACUUCUAAAAACACCAGAACGUGCUGCCAAAGCUAUGUUGUUCUUUACAAAAGGUUACGACCAAAGCCUUGAAGAAGUAUUAAAUGACGCAAUAUUUGACGAAGAUCACGAUGAAAUGGUUGUGGUAAAAGACAUCGAAAUGUUUUCCAUGUGCGAACAUCACUUAGUACCUUUCUAUGGGAAAGUUUCCAUCGGUUAUCUACCUUGUGGGAAAAUUUUAGGUCUCAGUAAAUUAGCUAGAAUAGUAGAAAUCUAUUCUAGAAGGUUGCAAGUACAAGAAAGAUUAACCAAACAGAUUGCAGUAGCUGUCACUAAGGCUGUACAACCCGCCGGCGUUGCUGUUAUCGUGGAAGGAACGCACAUGUGCAUGGUCAUGAGAGGAGUGCAAAAAAUCAAUAGCAAAACUGUAACUUCGACAAUGUUGGGAGUUUUUCGAGAUGAUCCGAAGACCAGGGAAGAAUUUUUAAAUUUAGUGCAAUCUAAGUAGUUAAUGUUUAAAUGUAAAAAAUUAACUUUAUCAUAGUUUAUUUUGGUGUUUCUUUUUUUUUCAGGAAAACUCUUUUAAUGAAAAUACUAUUAGCAUUUUAUGUAUUAGGAAAUUCCAAUUAAAAGUUGUACAACUUGUUCAGGUCUACAUAAAUAAUUCCAGUGAUUAGCCAAUAUGAAGCAUUUUUAUAUGCCAGAUCUAUGUACCUAUAUUAAUCAAUGUAAUUAAAAAGACCAAAUUUAUGAAUGGGACUAUGCUAAUAAAUAUAAUCUAAUAUAUGCUAAAACUAAUCCCUCAUGUUCUGUUCGCUUUUAUUAUACAUAAUUAUGAUUAUAUUUAUCAAGACCCUAUAUAUAAUAUUUUCAAAAAAACAAUUCCUAUAAAACUACGAUUUCAUUUUGAUAAUAAAACUCUUAUUUUCUCUUUUUCAGUCCUAAGAUUAAGAUUUUAAUUUUUAGUUUAUAUAUAAAAUAUAUAAAAAAUAUUUGCUUUUAUGUUUAUAUUAUUGAUGAUAGUAUUGUAAAAUUAUUAUAAUUUACUAUUAAUUUAUUUUAUUUAUAAAAGUACUUAACAAUAAAAACUUAGAGGACCACCAUAUAUACCAAUGUUGUGAAAAGUAUAUAAGUAGUUGUAAAAUUUACGUACAUUGUUGUUAUAUCUAUGUUACUGUGAUAAUAUAUAAAAAAAUAUAUUUUUUGUUAUUUUUAUUCCUUGAAAUAUAUCAAAAUUAUAUAUAUACGAAUUUUAAAUAUUGUUAUAUUUUAUAUAUUAUCUUCGUUUUGAACAUUUACAGUAUUUUUAUAUUUUAUAAAAGAUAUAUACCUAUGUAUACCUAAGUUACUUGUUAUAGAAUCAAAUCUGGACAAUCGAAAUAUAUAAUACCUAUGUGUGUCAAAAUAUUUAAAUAAAAUGUACUUGUCAG
This is a messenger RNA of Psylliodes chrysocephalus, 1794 nucleotides long. NCBI's taxonomy places the organism in Eukaryota, Metazoa, Arthropoda, Insecta, Coleoptera, Chrysomelidae. The record is from the annotation of a GenBank genome assembly.